Glycine soja is the source of this 2160-nucleotide messenger RNA. RefSeq names its product protein DETOXIFICATION 55-like. NCBI's taxonomy places the organism in Eukaryota, Viridiplantae, Streptophyta, Magnoliopsida, Fabales, Fabaceae. The record is from RefSeq and is a predicted model, not a curated record. Gene Ontology annotation, biological process: xenobiotic detoxification by transmembrane export across the plasma membrane. Gene Ontology annotation, molecular function: antiporter activity; xenobiotic transmembrane transporter activity. The transcript is spliced from 2 exons. Gene Ontology annotation, cellular component: membrane. Bases 183 to 1733 code for a protein of 516 amino acids.
ACCCCAAUUUUCUUGUUCCCUCCCUUCUCUUCCUCUGGUCCCCUCUCACUUUGUACUUGGAGGAGUGUUUUGGGGAGAAAAAAAAAAAAAAGACACCCACUAUUUCAAUAAUUUUUGUUUCUCUUUAUCACAUACCUCAAACCACACGCAAACAAGAAAGAGGAAAAAAAAAAACGUUUAAGAUGGUUGCGGAGGAGAAAUCCCAAAAGACAUACCCGCCAACUGCUGAGGUAGUGGAUGAGCUUAAGAGAAUGGGGGACAUAGGAGUUCCAAUAGCAGCCAUGAGCCUUGUGGGAUACAUAAAAAACAUGGUCUUAGUUGUGUGCAUGGGAAGGUUGGGAAGCCUUGAGCUAGCAGGUGGUGCUUUGGCCAUAGGCUUCACCAACAUAACCGGUUUCUCAGUCCUCUCAGGUUUAGCCAUGGGAAUGGAACCUCUUUGCACUCAAGCCUUCGGUUCAAGAAACUUCUCUUUGGUCUCUCUCACUCUACAAAGGACAAUUAUCAUGUUAUUGGUAGCUUCACUACCCAUUUCUCUCUUGUGGCUCAAGCUCGAGCCACUCAUGUUAUGGCUUCACCAAAACCCUGAGAUAACCAAAGUGGCAAGUGUUUAUUGCUUCUUCUCAAUCCCUGACCUAAUUGCUAACAGCCUCCUUCACCCGAUUCGAAUCUAUUUACGUAGCAAAGGGACAACUUGGCCUCUAUUGUGGUGCACUUUGCUUUCCAUUCUCAUACACAUCCCCAUCGUGGCUUUUUUGACCUUCAAACUCCACCUUGGUGUGCCCGGGAUUGCUAUGUCAGCUUUUGUUGCCAACUUCAACACCCUUUUCUUCCUCCUAUCAUACAUGCUCUACAUGCGCGUCUCUAAGGGGUCACUUUCCAUGCCUUUACUAAUAUCAUCUCGUCCCUUGUCGUCGUCACCACGACAACAUCAUCACCAAGACCAAACCUCAUUAAAAACAACAACAACACUAGGAAAAGAGUGGGGCAUGCUAAUUAGGUUUUCCAUUCAGAGUUGCUUAGGGGUGUGCUUGGAGUGGUGGUGGUACGAGUUCAUGACGAUUCUCGCGGGCUACCUGCAUAACCCGCGAGUUGCUUUAGCCACUGCUGGCAUAGUGAUACAAACAACAUCUCUCAUGUACACUUUACCAACGGCACUGAGUGCUUCAGUGUCAACUAGGGUUGGGAACGAGCUUGGGGCAGGUCAACCUGAGAGGGCAAGGUUGUCAACAAUUGUGGCAAUAGGAAUGUCACUUGCAAGUUCAAUAUUAGGGUUGUUGUGGACCACAAUAGGGAGAAAUAGAUGGGGGAGGGUGUUCACAAGUGAUAGUGAGGUGUUGGAACUAACCAUGAGUGUGUUGCCCAUAAUUGGGGUUUGUGAGUUAGCAAAUUGCCCUCAAACCACAAGCUGUGGAAUCCUUAGAGGGAGUGCUAGGCCUGGUGUUGGGGCAGGGAUAAAUUUCUACUCAUUUUACCUUGUGGGGGCACCAGUGGCCAUAGUGAUGGCAUUUGUUUGGAAACUAGGGUUGGUGGGGCUUUGCUAUGGCUUAUUGGCAGCACAGAUAGCAUGCGCGGUCUCUAUUCUAGUUGUGGUAUACAACACAGAUUGGGAAAGGGAGUCUUUGAAGGCAAAAAGCUUGGUGGGAAUUUAUAAGAGUUCAUGUGAUGAUCAACAUCAUGGAGACCAAACAGUCAAAUGUGAAGAAGGUGUUGUCUUUCUCAAUGAGAAAGAAUAGCGACCCAAAAAAAGUGAUGCCUACACAUAUAUACAUAUACCGAAAAUCGUGGCACGAGUGGAAGAGACAGAUCUAGACGAUAAGGAUCUCUCAUUACUACACUUGAUUAAUUAUUUUUAUUUGUGAUUAUGCUUUUUGUAUAUGCUUUUGCAUAACUCAUAUUUUCUUGUAGUUUUUUUCCUUGCUGAUCGAUGAUUACAUGCAAGGUCUGGUAACUCUACCUCUAGCUAUAGUGGUUGGUAAUGUUGUCUUCAAAUUGUAAUAGUACUAGGGUUGUCUGAUUACUGAUGAUUACUAUUAGAUAUAUAAUUCAUGUAAUUGAAUUUUUCUUCCAAUCGUAUUUGUACUAGUAAACAUAAUGAUCAAUUUGUAUUGUAACCAGAAGUUACUGGCGUAUAAAUUGGAAACACUGUGCACGUUUUAUACA